AUGCGCGAUAAAGGCGAUCCAUUGUCCAAAGAGAAAGACCCCCUUUCUCACUCCUUCAAUCUUGAAGAGCAGGCCGUCGCGCAACCUCUUCCAGCAAGGCUCUCUAUCGGUCAAAAGAUGGAGCGCGCUCUCUACUUUAUAUUCCUAGCGUUCUUCCUCAUGAUGACCGCACAUGGCUUGCGGUUGGACCCACUAGGGAUAGGCAUCUCACAACAUCAUGAACUCUUAACCCUGGAAGAAAGAGUAGACCGCAUAUUGCAGCAAACUCCAUUGAUCGAUGGUCAUGAUGAUCUUCCCAUUCUCAUCCGUGCCAUAUAUGGGAACCAAAUCUAUCAGGACAAUUUCACUGCAAAAUUCGCUCAUGGUGGCUUUCCCGGACACGUUGAUCUGCCUCGUCUUUCCAAGGGCAGAGUUGGUGGCACAUUCUGGAGCGUGUUUGUGGAGUGUCCCAAAAACUGGCGGGACUUUUCGGAUGCCAACUACGCUCUGAGUGUACGCCAGACAAUGGAGCAGGUAGACCUAUGGCUCCGCCUGCAGCAAGCCUAUCCGGACACCUUCUCCACGCCCCCAAAUGGUACCACAGCUCUUCAGCCCUUCCUGGACGGGAAGAUCAUCUCGCCGAUGGGAAUGGAGGGCCUCCACUCCAUUGGGAAUUCACUUGCCCAUCUACGUCAUUUCUACGCGCAGGGUGUAUCGUAUGCGACCCUGACCCAUAACUGCCACAACCGUUACGCUGAUGCUGCCGUCACCGAGCUCCCAGACGGCAGCGUGAAGAAGGCUGACCCCCUUUGGCAUGGUAUCAGUGAAGCUGGAAAGGCCCUAGUUACCGAGAUGAAUCGGCUCGGGAUGAUUGUUGAUCUGUCCCAUGUAAGCGCCGAGACUAUGCGAGACGUCCUGGGCGCAGGCAAGGACGACUGGGCGGGCAGUAGUGCGCCGGUCAUCUUCAGUCAUAGCUCUGCAUAUGCCAUCUGUCCUCAUCCACGUAAUGUCCCCGACGAUGUACUGAAGCUGGUCAAAUCACGAAAUUCCUUGGUGAUGGUUAACAUUGCCCCGGACUUCGUCUCGUGCAAGGCUGGUGAUAACCCGAACGGUCUCCCUGAUUUCGUCCCCGAAAAUUCUACUUUAGAGCAUGUUGCCGACCACAUCAUGCAUAUCGGGCAACUCAUCGGGUUUGACCAUGUUGGGUUUGGAAGCGACUUUGACGGCAUCGGCUCUGUUCCUCGCGGCCUGGACGACGUCUCCAAAUUUCCAGACUUGGUUGCCGAACUCCUCAGAAGGGGUGUUAGUGAUGAGGAUGCGGGCAAGGUCGUGGGAGGUAACCUGCUGCGCGUUUGGAAGGAAGUAGACCGUGUUGCUCUUGCGAAGCAAGCUAACGGAGAUCUGCCUCUUGAGGAUGAUCUUUCUGAGGCGUAA
Aspergillus bombycis is the source of this 1413-nucleotide messenger RNA. Its product is annotated as putative dipeptidase. NCBI's taxonomy places the organism in Eukaryota, Fungi, Ascomycota, Eurotiomycetes, Eurotiales, Aspergillaceae. The transcript has 3 exons. Bases 1 to 1413 code for a protein of 470 amino acids. Gene Ontology annotation, biological process: proteolysis. Gene Ontology annotation, molecular function: metallodipeptidase activity. The record is from RefSeq and is a predicted model, not a curated record.